Alternaria ventricosa is the source of this 1635-nucleotide messenger RNA. RefSeq lists its product as uncharacterized. The transcript is spliced from 3 exons. The record is from RefSeq and is a predicted model, not a curated record. Gene Ontology annotation, molecular function: iron ion binding; oxidoreductase activity, acting on paired donors, with incorporation or reduction of molecular oxygen; monooxygenase activity. NCBI's taxonomy places the organism in Eukaryota, Fungi, Ascomycota, Dothideomycetes, Pleosporales, Pleosporaceae. The coding region runs from base 1 to 1635 and encodes 544 amino acids.
AUGACGCGGGUCAGCAUGCCAGCCAUCAUGGCUGUUGCCGCCGGAGCCUUCGUCAUGUUCGUAGCCAGCUUAAUGGCUAAUCGGCAACACAUCAAGAGGCUUCAAAAGUCAGGUGCACCUAUGCCGAAACACCAUCCACUGUUCGGUCAUCUCAUCGUAUUGAAAGAAACCAUCCAGGACUUGCCUCGCAACACUGUAAUGCAUGUGGUAGUACGGCGGAUAGCAGAGUCGUUCCCCGGCGGCGUCUUUUAUCUCAACCUAUGGCCUUUCAACGCUCCUCUCAUGGUGGUCGCAAAUCCUUAUGUUGCAUCGCAAGUAGAAGCUGCUUUCCUCAACAAGCCACCCAACAUAAAUGCUACCUUGGAGGUCAUCAACGGUGGUCCGUCUCUACUGACAAUGGAGGGAAGCACGUGGAAGAAAUGGCGAGCGCUCUUUAAUCCAGGAUUUGCUGCUGGCUAUAUCACAGGACUUUCACCUGCUAUCGCCGAGGAAGUCUCAAUUUUCUGCAAACUUCUCCAAGAACGCGCGAAGAAAGAUGAAACCUUUCCUUUAGAAGAGCAUACUCUUCGGCUGACAUUCGACAUUAUCGCACGUGUUACCCUUGGCUCACGUCUAUACUACCAAACCCAAGGAAGCGCGCUCGCAGAUUGUCUCCGAAGACAAGUGUACUGGACAUCGUUUGGCACAACAUUUAACCCGUUCCGUCGCUAUCUUAGUCCUCGUCCGCUUGUUCAAAAGUACAACAAUUACCGUAUGAACCGAUACCUCGAUGAGGAAAUUGACAAGCGCUUCGAAGAGUUGGCCAGCUCCCGCAAAGACUCAUCUGCCAAAUCCCGAAAACAGACGAGAUCUAUCAUUGCGCUAGCCAUGGACAAGUACCUCGAAGAUGUAGAAGACAAAGAUGCGAUAUCAGAAUCGAUCUUCAAGCAGCUCGCGAAACCUCAACUUCGUUUAUUUCUUUACGCUGGACACGAUACUACGAGUAGCACACUACUGUAUAGCUACGUACUCCUCUCGCGUCACCCAGAGGCCUUGUCUAAAGUCCGUGCAGAACAUGACAAGGUAUUCGGAUCAGACUUCUCGCUCGACACCAUCACUCGGACUAUCGCGGACGACCCCUCACUACUGAACCAGCUACCUUAUACCUUGGCCGUCAUCAAAGAAGUCCUACGCAUCUUCCCUCCUGCCGGCAGCAUGCGCGAUGGCCGUCCAGAUGUGUUCCUAUCAGAUGAGCAAGGCCAUCAAUACCCAACAGAAGGCUGUAACAUAUGGACCCUCACCUUAGCUUUGCAUCAUAAUCCCGAAGUAUUUGUGCAGCCAGAAGACUUCAUUCCUGAUCGCUGGCUAGUCGAUCCUGAAGACCCACUGUACCCGAAGAAAGCAUCGUGGAGAGCUUUUGAGUGGGGCCCGCGUGCAUGCAUCGGGCAGACGCUUGCGCAGUUGGAACUCAAGAUUGCUUUGGUCAUGACUGUGAGGAUGUUCGAUAUUACUCCAGCGUAUGAGGAAUGGGACAAAUUGCAUCCGAGGAAGGGUGUCAAGACUGUUGAUGGAAACCGAGCGUAUCAGGCUGAGAUGGGUGGUGGUGGAGCUCAUCCGGUGGAUGGGUUGCCGGUUAGGGUUACGCUGCGAGCGUGA